AUGACGCGAUCGCUAGUCAUUAGCGGAGCCCGGGGCAUAGGCCGCGGCCUCGCCCGACUUCUCGCCUCAAAAGGCCACACCAUCUACCUACUAGACAACAACAAAGAAGAGCUCUCACACACCACCUCUUCCCUGCUCUCCUCUUUCCCUGGCAAAAUCCUAAGCAGCAACUGCGAUCUCCGCAACCCUGCUGAAAUCACCGCUGCAAUCGAGAACAUGAAAAAGCAUUUCCACGGCCAACUCGACGUUCUGAUCAACAACGCUGCGUAUACAGGCAGCGUCGGUACCACCAAACUGGCAGAUCUGACGCUUGAAGAGUGGAACAAGAGUUUAGAGACUAAUUUGACUGCUCCAAUGCUUCUUAGUCAAGCUUGUGUUCCGCUUUUGAGGAAAGGAGGUGCAAGGAAAGAAGGAGGGACGAUAAUUAAUGUCUCGUCCACACGCGCUUAUCAGAGUGAGCCGAACUCGGAAUCUUAUGCUGCGACGAAGGCGGGGUUGUUGGGUUUGAGUCAAGCUUUGGCGGUUAGUUUGGCGAAGGAGGGGAUCACGGUUAAUGCGCUGGUGUUAGGGUGGAUUCAUGUAGGGAAUGAGUGUAAGAAGGGGGAUGAGUUGAGUGUUAAGUGGGAGGAUGGGUUGGAAGAGAGAGAGCAUGAGUGGCAGCUUACUGGAAGAGUAGGGAAUGUAGAGGACGUAGGAAGAGCGGUUGAGUAUCUUGUUGGUGCGAGGGGGGUAACGGGCACAGAGAUGGUGGUUGAUGGGGGUGUGACAAGGAAGAUGAUUUAUCCUGAGUAA
Molecule: messenger RNA, 792 nt
Organism: Mollisia scopiformis
Lineage: Eukaryota; Fungi; Ascomycota; Leotiomycetes; Helotiales; Mollisiaceae
Product: NAD(P)-binding protein
Exons: 2
Coding region: 1-792 (263 amino acids)
Molecular function (GO): oxidoreductase activity, acting on the CH-OH group of donors, NAD or NADP as acceptor
Source: RefSeq, a predicted model, not a curated record